AUGAGUGAGAGCGAGCAGGGAACGGUGCAGAAAUGUGCGGAACCCGAUGGAGACGGCCACGAGGGGGCCGACGAGGAGGAGCUGGCCGUCGGACUCCAACCGCCGGAGGCGGAGCAGUUCCUCGAUGGGCUCGCCACGGACCCGUCGUCGUCGUCGGAGGAAGAGGAACCACUCGAGCUGCUCGAGGUUGCCGGGAAGCAGAAUUUCCCGCCCACACCGUACGAGGAGUGUUUCGAUCUGAAGAUGUUCGAGGUGUGCUCCUCGCCGACCCUGGAUGGUGCCGAUGGUGGACGAACCACCGGCGAGGAAACGAAUGCCUCGGUGGAACAGCCACAUCCGAUUGCCCCCGCCGCCGCGGAUGCUGCUGCUUUCGGCUCGUGUUCCGGUGUGCGGCGGAAAAGUGAGACCGUCGCGGAAACCGCUGGCCACAUGACCGUCGAGGAGGAAUCGUUAAGCGGUGCGAACGGUACGAAGAAAAAGGUGCGCCCGAACGGACUGGCCAAGGCACUGCACAGCGUUGUGUGGCUUGAUGCGGCCUCGAGCCCGACGAAGCUUCACCGACCGCUGGAGCGGGCUUGGCCCACCCGGCCCACCUAUCAUCGGCCUAUCGAACGACCGUCAACCCUGACCGACCGGAGGCGAGAAGAUUCCACCGGGAGCAAGCGGGGACGGCUGGGAAUAGAAGAGUUUUCUUUCGACAUCAUUGACACGGAUGAGCAUCAGGAGCCGCUUGCGGUAAAAGGCGCACAGCAACAAGUAGAAAAGUAUGAACAGGAGCAGGGUGAUGAAGAAGAGGAUGAGGAAGGCGAGGAACAAGAGGGUGCGGUGGGUGGUGUGGGAACACCAUCCAGGCGGCCGGUGGCGCACAGGGACGAGGACGCCGCGAGCCGUUCGACGGACGUUGAGAACUUUUCCGUUCCCGACGCUCUCGCCACCGUUGCCCUCGAGUCUUCCCCGGAAGCGACAUUCCGGCCGCCAACUGUCCGCCUGCAUCGACCCCUGGUCAGGACGCUUUCGAACGGUCGUGAGUGGAACGCGGUACGAAGCCCUCCCGACCAUCAGCAAGCGGCGGCGGCGGCGGCGGCCAGGAUAUCGCGUGGCAGUAGCCGACGUUAUCGUCCCCUCGAAGCGGCCCCUUUCUGCGUGCCGCCGGAUCUGGUUUGUCCGCCGACCCCAACGCACCACGCUCGCCGCCAUUGCCCUGUGGCGGUCGUGGCAGCGCCACCUACGACAAAUGAACCGCGAAGUUCACCAUCCUCGCUCGAUGUGCUGACCAUUGCCGUCCCAACCGUCGUCCAGCAGCAAAGCGAGGAAUCGAACGUGGCGGCCGGUGUCCGGCACGUUCCCACGAUGCGCCUCCCGUCGAUCCCGGAGCGGGCCUGGGCCCGUGCCCUCCUCGCACCCGAGUCCGAAGAACCACUGCCGCCGGCCUGGGAGGCGCGCAUGGACAACCAUGGACGGAUCUUUUACAUCGACCACGCGACUCGCUCUACCUCCUGGCAGCGGCCCGUGGCCCACGGUGGGGUACACGGGGUUGGAAGCUCCCAGGAGCCGGACCCACACCGACAGCAGCUUGAUCGGCGCUAUCAAUCGAUUCGCCGCUCCAUCUACGCCGAGCGCCGAGCCCAGCUCGACGAUCCCAGCGUUCCGACUACUUCGAGCGCCGCGGCCGCCGCUAGUCCCGAGACCACUGGCCACGCGGAACAAACUCUAUCGCAGCGCACGGAACAUCCGGCGCUGCUCAUGAUUUGCCGCUCGGACUACUACUCGAUGCUGCACGCGAACGGUGAUGCGAUCCAGCUGUACAACCGGAACGCCGCCCUCAAGCACAUGGUGUCGCGGGUGCGCCGCGAUCCCCGCUGCUUCGGCCGAUACCAGCACAACCGCGACCUGGUGGCGCUCGUCAACUGUUUCGCAAGUGCCGCCGGGCCACUUCCGGCCGGCUGGGAAACGAAGCUCGACCAGAGCGGCAAGCAGUUUUUCAUUGACCACACGAACCGGCACACCUCCUUCAUGGAUCCGCGGCUCCCAACCGAGGGCCCACGGAGGGUCCAGGGGGCGCAAGGCGAUCGGCCAGUUCCACCGCCGCGUCCACCCGCCACCAUGCUGCGGUUGGCCAGUCUCAGCAUCCCGGCGGCCGACGCGAUUCCCGUCGCGUACAACGAGAAGGUAGUGGCGUUUCUGCGACAGCCCAAUAUCCUGGAGAUACUGUGCGAACGGCACGGGGCGGCGGCCUGUUCGCGCAACUUGCGCGAAAAAAUCAAUGCCAUUCGCGUCGAGGGCACGGUCGCGCUCGAUCGCUACAGCCACGAUCUCGAGCUAACCAUCCUGCUCAGCCUGUUCGAGGAUGAGGUGAUGAACUACGUGCCCCCGCGUCCCCAUAGCCCUCCUAUCAACUCACAGCCGGAACCCAGCAGCAAUGGCAGUGGAGGACGCCAGCUUGUACCGCGCGUUACGUCACAACCGGUGCGCCGUGAUUUUGAAGCCAAAUUGUUCGCGUUCCACCAGAAGCUCGAAGCGAAAGGCUACGGCCGAGGACCGCAGCGCCUCAAAUUGGUUGUACGGCGAGCCUUCGUGUUGGACGAUGCCUUUCAGUGCGUCAUGGCGGCGAGUAAGCGCGAUUUGCAACGCGGCCGUUUGUGCGUGGUGUGGGAUGGUGAGGAAGGCCUGGACUAUGGGGGGCCGUCGCGUGAGUUCUUCUAUCUGCUGUCGCGCCGGCUUUUCAACCCGUACCACGGGCUAUACGAGUACUCGGCCAACGACAUCUACACCGUGCAGAUAACGCCCGUGCACCACGAGAACCGACGGGUGAACUACGAUUGGUACCGGUUCAGUGGACGCGUCCUGGGACUCGCUCUCGUGCACCGGUUCCUGCUGGAUGCGUUCUUUACGCGUCCGUUCUACAAAGCUCUGUUGAGGAGCCCGGUCGCGCUAAGUGAUUUAGAGUCACUGGACAGCGAAUUUCACCAGUCGUUGCUCUGGAUCCGUGACAACGACGUCGGCAACGGCAGCGAGCUUGGCCUAACGUUCUGCGUUACGGAAGAACCGUAUCAUCGCGACAUGCCCAAGGUUGAGCUGGAGCUCAAACCGAAUGGGCGAAACAUCAUCGUAACGGAACGGAACAAGCGCGACUACUUGGAGCGUAUGAUAAAAUGGCGCCUUGAACGCGGAGUCUUCGCUCAGACUGAAGCCCUGUUGCGCGGAUUCUAUGACGUAGUGGAUCAGCGGCUGCUCUCCAUGUUCGAUGCGAGCGAUCUUGAGCUCGCGAUCUCUGGCACAGUCGAAAUUAAUGCGCGUGAUUGGCGCUCCAACACCGAGUACAGAGGUGGCUAUCACAACGGCCACCAGGUGAUAGAAUGGUUUUGGAUUGUUAUCGACCGCUUCACCAACGACCAACGGUUGCGACUGCUGCAGUUCGUUACCGGAACAUCUAGCAUCCCGCAUGAGGGGUUCGCCGGACUGCGUGGUUCGAACGGUUUGCGACGCUUUUGUGUAGAACGCUGGGAUAAGUGUGACGCCCUGCCCCGUGCCCAUACAUGCUUCAAUCGACUAGACCUGCCACCGUACCCCACGCCCGACAUUCUCUACGAAAAACUGUUGAUGGCGGUCGAAGAGACCAACACCUUCGGGAUCGAAUAAAUUAUUGGUGGUGUGCGAGGCGAAACCAUAGGGAACAUUGUCAUUUUGUUUGCUUCAUUAGCUGCUAUUCGAGUACAAAAAGGGAGAGAUACAGUGAUACAUGAAGAGAAAACACGCACAGCAUCAUUACAGUUGCAGUGCGUAAGUGAAACGAUAGUUUACCAGGAACGGUUCCUAAGAACGGAUUGACGCACUGCACACCGCACAAGCAAUCUCUAGGGAUGCAACUGUCCGCAACACAAUCACCCACACGCUGUUUCCCGUGCCAUAAAUAAAAACAGUUUCUGCAUCCAUAUUUAACCCAGCCCCCCCUCUAACCGCCUAGAAACCCUCACCCAUACACUCCUAAACAGCGCGAAAACGUACUGUCCGAUUUGGUGCUAGGCAUACAGGUAUGUGCUUAGGGAUGCCCCUUGGCUGCUGAAAACUCCCGAGGUGGUGUAAACUCUCAGACCAAUGAAAGCGCUAACCAAAACAAUAGUAAAACAGAAUUAGCAGCAGGUGGAAAAACGGUAAACGAGAUUGCUAAAGCUGCUUAACUAUCGUGCUAGAUAAUUAUUGAGAUUUAAAUUGAAAUAAA
Molecule: messenger RNA, 4219 nt
Organism: Anopheles cruzii
Lineage: Eukaryota; Metazoa; Arthropoda; Insecta; Diptera; Culicidae
Gene: Hecw
Product: E3 ubiquitin-protein ligase HECW2
Exons: 5
Coding region: 1-3639 (1212 amino acids)
Biological process (GO): regulation of dendrite morphogenesis
Molecular function (GO): protein binding; ubiquitin-protein transferase activity
Source: RefSeq, a predicted model, not a curated record